Molecule: messenger RNA, 3369 nt
Organism: Hippoglossus stenolepis (Pacific halibut)
Lineage: Eukaryota; Metazoa; Chordata; Actinopteri; Pleuronectiformes; Pleuronectidae
Gene: kcnj4
Product: potassium inwardly rectifying channel subfamily J member 4
Exons: 3
Coding region: 790-2436 (548 amino acids)
Biological process (GO): potassium ion import across plasma membrane; regulation of monoatomic ion transmembrane transport
Cellular component (GO): plasma membrane
Molecular function (GO): inward rectifier potassium channel activity
Source: RefSeq, a predicted model, not a curated record
AUAUUGCACUUCAGCCCUGGAUGACAGGAAACAGCCUUUACUGCUCACAGAGCUGUGGGACUCUGUGUGUUGUUUCCAUGCAAAGCUUCAGUGAAAUCCCUUAUAUUAUAAUCAGUGUUUUUAAAUAACGUUGGCUGCUCAAUCCCUUCAUUUCCAAAAUGUCAUAUUUCCUUUGUCUUCCACCUCUUCCGCUUCAUGACUCAAUAGAGUUUUCAUUGGCUUCCACUGGCACAUCAGGCAUUAUUCAACACCUACACAUGCUGGGAGAGAUAAAGUGGCAGCCCCUCUGUAGUCUCAUCUCCUUUUUCUUUUCUCUCCUCUCCCUCCCUCCAAAACCCAAUCUCAUCACAUGCACAUGGAAGAUUGACACAGCAUUUACAGCUGGGGGGGUGCAUGAGUACGCACAGGAGAGUGCUCGCAGACAGGAUUAUAUCAAGUGAAGGAGGCGGCGGAGGACAAUGCAGGAUUAAAAAGAGAGAAACAACGGGGAUGGAACGAUGAAUAAGCAACGAAGGAGAAACUAGAAGAAGAAAGUGAGGAGAGAAUAGGGGACAACAAACCGUGAGGUGUGAGGAUGUGGGAGCACGGCCCUGGACUGUGAGGGGGGGAUUUUGAGACGUGUAAAGGAACUGGAAACACGAGCGAGUGACAGAAAACAACAACAAGCCUGAGGGGAGUGGUCUUCACACUGACUCAAAAACCACCUCGGUGCUGGAGACCUGGUCUCUGGGAGCAGGACAGAGUCUGGCCUCCGACCCUGACCCCCCUGCACCAGUGAUCAUUGGUGCCAUGGGAACAAGUAAAUCCAACAGGUACAGCGUUGUGUCAGGCAUUUUACCGGUGGACGAGCGCCAGAAGAUCGCCAGUUUAGGACUCUGCAACGGCCACAGCUCCACCAACUUCCAACUGCGCUCAGCCUGCAACACAGAGACGGACGACAGUCGGAGGAGGUCAGGAGAAUCUGUGGUGUCCAGCACGAGGACACACGGAGGGAUGAACAACUACAACGGAAAGAUUCUGACAAGGGGCUCCAACCAAGUGCGGAGCAGGUUUGUUAAGAAAAAUGGACAAUGUAAUGUUGUGUUCACCAACAUGGAAGACAAGAGGCAACGCUACCUCGCCGACAUCUUCACCACCUGCGUGGACAUCCGCUGGAGGUAUCUGCUGCUUAUAUUCUGCGCCAGCUUCAUGGUGUCCUGGCUUUUCUUCGGCAUUAUCUUCUACACCGUCUCCCUGGCACAUGGAGACUUUGAGGAGCAGCCCACAGGGAAGGGAGAUGGGCUGGUGGUCGGGGAGUUGCAUGGACCCACCCCUGGACACACAGCCGGAGGGCAGCCACAAAGGAUGCCCUGCAUACUUCAUGUGCAGGGAUUCGUUGGGGCGCUCCUGUUCUCCAUGGAGACCCAGACCACUAUUGGUUACGGCUGGCGCUGCGUUACCGAGGAGUGCCCAGUCGCAGUGCUGACAGUGAUGGUCCAGUCCAUCGUCGGCUGCAUCAUUGACUCUUUCACGAUUGGCACCAUCAUGGCCAAGAUGGCACGGCCAAAGAAGAGGAAUCAGACCCUUGUGUUCUCCAAGAAUGCCGUCAUCUCUCUGCGCGACGGCAAACUCUGCCUCAUGUGGAGGGUGGGGAACCUGCGGAAGAGCCACAUCGUGGAGGCUCAUGUCCGAGCACAGCUCAUAAGGUCGUACGUCACAGCUGAGGGUGAAUUCAUCCCCUUGGAGCAGAUGGACCUGAACGUGGGCUACGAUGAGGGCACCGACAGGCUGUUUCUAGUAUCGCCACUGGUUAUAGUCCACGAGAUAGAUAAAGAUAGCCCCUUGUACACUUUGAGUCGAGCUGAUCUGGAGUCAGAUGACUUUGAGGUUGUUGUGAUCCUGGAGGGGAUGGUGGAGGCCACGGCCAUGACCACCCAGUUCCGUAGCUCCUACCUUGCUCGAGAGAUCUUCUGGGGUCACAGGUUCGAGCCUGUGAUCUACGAGGACCGGGACCGCUACAAGGUAGACUACUCUCGCUUCCAAAAGACCUACGAGGUGCCGUCAACGCCUCACCUCAGCGCCAAAGAACUCGGCGAGGCCGCGAGUCGAGCCUCCUCUGUCGCUUCUCACGUCUCCGCGUAUAGAUCCACUCAAGACUUGAUUCCCAGGACGCUGAGCGCCUUCUGUUACGAGAACGAAGUGGCCCUGAGCUGCGACGAGGACGAGGACGACAUUUUCGACUCCUCUCCGAGCGUGGGGAAGGAGAGGCCGGAGGAAAGGACGACCUCAGUUUCUGUAGACUUCCAAAAUAUGUUCCAGGACACAGCCACCAUGACAUCAGGCAGUCACAGCGUCAUGUGUGUUCUGGACAUGGACAACAAUGAGAUGGAGUUUGACAACCUGCAGACGGCCAUUCCUCUUGAUCCUGUGACCUACAAGAGCGAGCAAGAGAUCUGAAGAACAGGGGGUACUGUCUCUGUUGUCCUUCUUCACCCACAAAACUGGAGCUGCAUGUACAGAUAGUUGAACCCCUUUGCCUUUCCAGUGUUGUUUUAUAUUUAGAUUUUGCAGACCUUCCUCUGAGAGCCACAACAACCAAUCAGACUGAUUUCACAGGACGACGAAUCAAAGUGUUCGACAAGGGAAAGCACAAAAACAGAAAAUGUGCAGAAACUUGAAUGUUGUUUUAGACUCUGCGCUAAUUUUUCAUAGUUAGAAAAAUACUUUCGUUAAUGUCAAUGUAAACAUGAGAUUCUAUGAAAGCAACAGCACUUUUGACGUCCUCCUUUAUGAAGAGGACUGAGUCAGGACGAGGUCCAUUUAUAAAGACGGGCUCUUUUAUCAAAAGUGUGGUCAAUAAAUGCUUGAUAAUCUGCACUUUACCAUGUGAGUGUGUGUUGUACUGUAGAGUGACGUCCAGAUGUGUUUUUAAAUGUACAGCAGGCUCAACAUCUGUUAACUCCUGAGAGCAUCGUUAACAAAACACCAACAGAAAUAUGUUUAGAAAGAAAUUGCAAGAUGUUCAAUCUCCUACUUCCUAAACCGUCCCUGAAACUCUCUUUUAUCAUAUAAGUUUCUAAAGUUUCGAACUUGAUAUUAACUUGCUUGACUGAGAGUGUUUGAAGGGUUUUGAGUGGCAGUGGAUUAAGUCGACCUGACUAGAAGAAGAAGAUGGUGGUAAAUGUCCCUUUGUAUAAAACACAUAGUCGUUUGUUUUCUCUGCUGCAAAGUCUUCCUGCUUCGUACAAAUCAGAAGAUAAACGUCCCUCUGAUCGGUGAUUAAACUGCACUGAAGAUCCUAAUUGAAAAGCACUGGAGAGACAUUAUCCAGAACAAAGCACUUUACUCUUCCUUCUGUUGAUGUUGCAAAUAAAUAUUUCUAUCAUUUUG